Molecule: messenger RNA, 1362 nt
Organism: Lathyrus sativus (Indian pea)
Lineage: Eukaryota; Viridiplantae; Streptophyta; Magnoliopsida; Fabales; Fabaceae
Source: the annotation of a GenBank genome assembly
AUGUCCCGGUUGUUCUUCCCAUGCCGUCGUUGUUUCUCUACCGCAACCGCUUCCGCCACCGCCACCCAACCAUCUAUCACUAACGGUAACGACCCAGUUACAUUUAUAGCCACGCUCUUGUCUAAAACUACUCGUAUACAACAAUUGAACCAAAUAUACGCCCACAUUCUCCUAACGCGCUUUUUGGAAUCCAAUCCCGCUUCUUUCAAUUGGAACAACAUCAUCAGGUCUUACACUAGGCUAGAAUCGCCUCAAAACGCGCUUCGUAUCUAUGUUUCGAUGUCGCGUGCCGGGGUUUUCCCCGACCGGUAUACUCUUCCGAUUGCUCUUAAGGCAGUGUGUCAAUCUUUUGCAAUUGAGCUUGGUAAACAGGUUCAUUCGAAUGGUAUAAAGCUUGGGCUUCAAUCCAAUGAGUAUUGUGAAACUGGGUUUAUAAAUUUGUAUUGUAAAGCUGGUGAUUUUGAUAGUGCGUGUAAGGUGUUUGACGAAAAUCCUGACCCAAAGCUUGGUUCUUGGAAUGCUGUAAUUGGUGGGUUAUCACAAGGUGGACUUUCCAUGGAUGCUAUACAUGUGUUUCUUAAUAUGAGGAGGCGUGGAUUUGAACCGGAUGGGAUUACCAUGGUUAGUGUUACAUCGGCUUGUGGAAGUGUUGGCGACUUGUACUUGGCAUUGCAAUUGCAUAAAUUUGUUUUUCAGGCGAAAGCUAGCGAGAAGACUGAUAUUUUAAUGUCGAAUUCGUUGAUUGAUAUGUAUGGAAAGUGUGGGCGGAUGGACUUGGCUUAUAGAGUUUUUGCAGAGAUGGAGGAACGGAAUGUGUCGUCGUGGACAUCAAUGAUUGUGGGUUAUGCGAUGCAUGGACAUGUGAAGGAGGCUCUUGAUUGCUUUCGGUGUAUGAGGGAGUCGGGUGUGAAGCCUAAUUAUGUGACUUUUAUUGGAGUGCUCAGUGCUUGUGUGCAUGGAGGGACGGUUCAAGAAGGAAGAUUUUACUUUGAUAUGAUGAAGAAUGUUUAUGGCAUAACACCCAAACUGCAACAUUUUGGAUGUAUGGUGGAUUUGCUAGGUCGGGCGGGAUUGUUCAACGAUGCGAGGAGAAUGGUGGAGGAGAUGCCCAUGAAGCCGAAUUCAGUAGUAUGGGGGUGUUUGAUGGGUGCUUGUGAGAAAUAUGGGAAUGUGGAUAUGGCAGAGUGGGUAGCUGAGCAUUUGCAAGCAUUGGAACCGUCGAAUGAAGGCGUUUACGUCGUUCUGUCAAAUAUCUAUGCCAAUAAAGGCUUAUGGAAGGAAGUGGAGAGAAUACGAUCAUUCAUGAAAGAAGAAAGUCUUGCCAAGGUUCCUGCUUAUAGCAUCACAACAAAUUCAGAUUGA